ACACUCAGCUGGCUGUUUGAACCUUGUGGUGCAUGACAGAAGUUAAAGUUUGUGUUCAAAUCUGCUCUCAGUCUUGGCCUCGAAUCACAUUGUUACACAAAAGCUUACAAAACAGAAGGUGAAACUUUGCCCUGCUCGUGUUGUUGAUGUCAGUGUUUCUCACAGCAGAGAGGAACUGGUUACAAAGGUCUUGACAGGACACCGCAUGCAUGCACAUGCACUCACCUGCACUGAACUCCCACCUGGAAUUUUACGUAAUGCCGAAAAAAUAACCGACAUCUAAGAAGAGCACCUGUCAGGCAUGUGCCACCUUAGCUGUGAGAGUGACAACAUAAACCACCACAUGUGAUAAGAAAGGAGUAAAACCAUGCUGCUGGGUCACGAUGACAUUGUGGAGCCAGGCUGCAGGAACAACAUGACCUCAACGUAACCUUAACAGAGAUCUGAGUGUUGCAGAGACUAGAGCAGAGAACCAUGAAGUCUUCCGAGAAGGCCCAGAGGGAGAAGGGGGUACCUGAAAAACCAGCAUCAGUACCUGAUGGAGGCUACGCCUGGUUCGUCCUGCUCGCCUGCUUCCUGGUCUUUGGCCUGACAUUUGGGGUCAUUAAGGCCUUUGGUGUUUUCUAUGUGGAGAUACACCAGUACUUUGAAACCACAGCUACGGCAACAUCUUGGAUCACUUCUAUCGCUGUAGCUACCAUCCACAUCGUGGCUCCUGUAGCAUCUGCUCUGAGUGCUCACUUAUGCCAUCGCUCUGUGGUGAUAGUGGGAGGUCUGAUCAGUAGCCUCGGAGUCGUGUUUGGCUCUUUUUCUCGUAAUGUGAUUGAGCUCUACUUAACUGUGGGAUUCUUAAACGGGUUUGGCUAUGCGCUAACAUGGACCCCCACGGUGACAAUGCUGGGCUUGUACUUUGAGAAGAGGCGUCCAGUUGCAAACGCCCUGGCCAGCGCUGGAGAGUGCAUCCUUACCUUUGUCCUCACACCCCUGUUCCAGCUGCUGAUUGACAGCUACUCAUGGAGGGGUGCUUUGUUGAUCCUGGGUGGACUCCAGCUACACCUGUGCAUGUGCGGGGUGCUGUUGAGGCCUCUAAAAGCCCCCAGAGACUUGAUAAGUGAGGUCAAAGCACAGGAGGAAGGCUUGUCCCUGGAACUGCUACCAACAGAGGAUGCUGAGGGGCACAUAGGGAGCAGACUCUCUGUUGAUCAUGAGACAAGUGACGCCCUUCCUGAUGACCUUAAAGAGGCACCCAACAAGACUCAAGACUCAGACAUGAGUCGAAGGGGUGAACUCAGGACCAAAAUCCUUCGCUAUGUGGAUUACACCCUCAUCGCAAAUCCUCGUUUCAUGGUCUACUCAAUGUUUGGAGUGUUUGCAGCUCUGGGUUUCUUUGCACCCGCUCUCUUCCUGGUUCCAUAUGCUCGGAGUAGAGGCAUGGAAGAGUACCAGGCGGCCGCACUCGUGUCCAUCUCUGCAGUGUUGGACCUGUUUGGAAGGGUGUUCUUCGGCUGGGUGGCAAACCUGAGACUGGUCAAAACAGUGCAUCAGCUGACAUUGUCCGUGAUCCUGCUGGGCACCGUCCUCCUCCUCUGCCCUCUGGCUUCCUCGUUUCCUGAGCUGGUUGGUUUCAGCACAGCAUACGGCCUGGUUUAUGGCGCUACUGUCGCCAUCCACAUCACGGUGCUAGCCGAGGUUGUUGGCAUCCACAGGCUGGGAAGUGCGCUGGGGUUCUUCAUGCUCAUACGCAGCAGCGGAGGCCUACUUGGACCACCCAUUGCUGGAUUCUUCAUCGACAAGCUGAGUGACUAUGGGACGGGGUUCCUCAUGGCAGGAGUGGCUCUCAUUGUCUCUGCCAUGUUCCUGCUCCUCCUGCACCAGAUGAACCUCAGGGUAGAGAGCUCAACCAACAAAAACUGCAACAAAUCAAGAGCAGAAGCCAAAGAGAUGGACAUGACAUGAAAGAAGAGACAUGGCAGUAAUAAACUUCUGUGAGGAAUCUACAAUACAGUGCAAGGUCACUGCAUUCUGCAAAAUCUAAUCAUUUCACUUUCAUGUCUGGGCAAAAUUUCACUACAAUCCCAUAAUGCAUUCUCAGUCAGAAUAUUGUGCUCACAAGAUCUGAAGUCACAGUGACCUUUGACCUUGUUUUUGUAACUGCAAACAUAUUAGAUUUUUUUCUUGAAUCAAAGAGAACAUUUGUGCAAAAUCUGAAGAAGUCUCUUGAAGCCUUCUUGAGAUUACAAGCAAAAGGCUGAACAUAAGGCCCAGUGACUUUGACCUUUGACCUCACAGGUCUCAUUAGUUCUUCUUUGAUUCAGAGUGGCUGUUUGCACAAAGUUUAAAGAAAAUCACAUGAAGGUUUCUUGAGAUGUGGUAUUUACAGGAAUGGCUCAGAUGCAUGGAUGGACCAAAAAAAACUGACAAAAUGAACUGAGUCUUUAAAAUUUCUUUAAAUUCUGAUUAUCUGUCUGGGAUUUUGUGGAUAGUUUGGAGUUAGAAGGCAGCCUUCUGGUCUGUUGUUGUGACCAGAAUAUGAAUCUACUACAGUUGGGGUUCUUAAAGGGGACAUAUUUUACCCAUUUAAGACAAGUCAGUGUUGGUCUCAGAGGUCCCCAAAACAUGACUAUGAAGUCUGUUGCUAAAAGAACACUUUUUAUGUCUAAAACACCCCUCUGUUUCAGCCCUGCUUUGCGUGAGCUCUUUCUGUGUCUGUGGCUUUAAAAGAGCUGCCUGACUCCGCCUCUGACCACACCCCUCUUAGGAAAUGGAUGUGGCUUAAUGGAUGUGGCUGUCAUGAUGGUCCUCUCAGCUUGCAGCUUGCAGUCCUCUUAUCCCCGCCGGGCAGAGCUUACUCUCCACAAGAGGUCAUGAAGGGGAAAUCUGAGAACGGCUUGUUUCAGCACACAUUUCUGAAAGGUGGGGGUGUGGGUGGGUGUUUCUGGUACUUGAGGGGAUUGUAGACAGGCCAGGGGCAUAUAUUUUUGUUAGAAAAGCCAGAAAAAGUGUUUUUUGCAUAAUACGUCCCCUUUAACUGAUCAACCCUCACAGACUGGGUGUAAUGUACUACUUGCAUGUCACAUCUUUCAUACCAGGAGUGUGUGUGCUGUGUGUUGGCUAUGUCUCCCUGCUGUCACAGCCCUGUCUUUCCUCUUAAGUUUAACCUCGUUAAACCACAGUGCAAGUGACUCAAGUCACUUUAUAACUGAACUGGGAUGGAAAAAAUUCAGAACUAGAAAAGCACUCGGAGAGUGCAGACCUCCGCCAUUAGCCCUAACCCCCAAUAGUGAGGAAUCCUUUCAAAAAUUCCUGGAUCCGUCCCCAUGUGCCCCCCACCAUAGCACUCGCUGAUUACUCCCUCCCGGUAGGGUGGAAACACGGUGAGGCAAAGCAUUGGCUCCUCUAUGUGUGUAAUGUCAUGGAGGAAGCAUUGCCUGCUGGUGCCAGCAGAUGCACUGAGGAGUCUCAUCCAUGGUCUCACUGGACGACUGGAAGUCAUGGCAGAGGGUGAAUAUUCCUCUAUUCCUCCCAACAUUGUGAUGUUCUCAUUACAAUUUGCUGUCUUUCUCUCUGUCACACUCCGACUCAUCUCC
Molecule: messenger RNA, 3587 nt
Organism: Cheilinus undulatus (humphead wrasse)
Lineage: Eukaryota; Metazoa; Chordata; Actinopteri; Labriformes; Labridae
Exons: 7
Coding region: 475-1956 (493 amino acids)
Biological process (GO): transmembrane transport; monocarboxylic acid transport
Molecular function (GO): monocarboxylic acid transmembrane transporter activity
Source: RefSeq, a predicted model, not a curated record